CGGUUAUCCGUUAAAGGUUAUCCAUGACCUCAUUGUGACAAAGGUUAAAAAUAGACUGGGGUAUACUGACGUAUGCAUGGUAUAAGAAGGUAAAUAUACAACAGGUGUCAUUAUAUUUAUUGACAGACAGAAUGAACAAGGAUAUUAUGUUCGACACAGAACAGAAAGAUUUUGAUUUGGAGAAAGUUUUAGAAUUAUUGAAGAAAUGCAAACUAGAUGAUGACACUAUUUUAUUGGAAUAUUACAUUAAAGCUUACAGAGAAUUAUGCAGAUUUUUCCGGCUGCAAGGAAGAUUAUUUGGCUUUGUGGCAAAAGAUUUAGAAGAAAAGAUUGGCAUUCUCGAAACAUGGCGUCGUUGUGAUACUUGUGACAAUUAUAAAUCCGUUCAGUCUAUGAUCAAAUACGAAGUCGAGUAUGGACUAACGACCUUCAGAGGUCGUGUGCCGUCAGGUUCAAGGACAUUACUUAGAUUACAAAGAGCAUUGGAAUUUAUAUUAAGAUUUAUAGACGAAAUGAGUAUGAGUGAGGACGAAGAUAAAAGUUCAUAUAUUGCGCACACAGUUUACAAAAGAACACUAGCCAAUCAUCAUCCGUGGAUCGUUAAAAAAAUGGCGGGAUUUGUCACGUUCAUGUUGCCAAGCAGAAAAGAACUCAUAGAAACCAUGUGUAAACAAAAAUAUGACCAAGUACUUAUAUUAAUGCACGAAGUGACUCAGGAAGGAAACCCAAUAUAUGACAUAACACACAGUCUAUAUAAAAAACACAAUUUAUUAAACCUGAAAUAAAUAUGAAUAUGUUUAACUUGUAUACGUUUGAUUUACUGAAAUAAAAGAACAUAAAGUAAAAUGAUUGCCAAUGUGACACCUAUACUUUAGAUAUCAGAUGAUGAUAUUAGAGUUAACGCCCUCAUUACAUCUCUGUAAAAAUAUUUUAAUCUUAUAAGACAAUAUUAUGUGAAAUUAUAUAUAAACUUUUAAAUGUCUACCUUGAGAAUGCUCAUAAGAACUAUAUGUACAAUGCUAAACAUAUAAGUAAACUUAUUUGCAACCACUUCACACAGUAUAAACACUAUAUCAAGAUCUGAUUAGGUCGUGACUUACAACGAACGCAUUUAUGUCAGUACGUAAAUAUAUUAUACUUAGUACAAAACAAGCAAAAAAAUCACGUAACUUAGAAAUAAUACAAAUAUGAUAUUCUAAACUCAUAAAACUUGAGCGUACAUUUCAGAAGCACAUGAGAUCAUACCCGGUUUAGGUUUGUUGAUCCUCGAGAUUUGCAGUGCCGUAUGUUUUAGUCUCUGUCUUUUCUUCGUUUUCCUUUCUCAUUUCUAUUUCAAUUAACAGUGAGCGCUUUUGGUUUUUCUUCCACUAAGGAUUUGGCAAUGUAAUUAAAAUAUAGUUUUUUUUUUGUGAUUCUGUUACUCAUGCACAUUGUACAUGUUCGAGUGAGCGAGGGUUUGAGAUCCUGUUUUAUUAUUGACAUUUGGUAUUUUCUGUCUUUAAGAGACACGUGGAUUCCUUUUAUUUUAAUUAAGCUAAAUUGUUCUCUUUAAGGUUAAAAAAGCAGGAAGACCGAGACGUGCUAAUGAUGUCUCCCGUCAUGGAAACAUCUGUCAGUCAUAGUUGUUAAUGCUAUCCAUUAAUGUUGUCAUCGUUUUUUAAACUCUUAUCUCCGUGUGAGAACACAAAACUGAGAAAACAAUUAAAAUUUAAAACUAUUAUAAAAGGAUGGCUACUAUGCGAUAUGGGUGUUGAUCAUUUUUGAAGUCAGUAUGUUGACCUAUGGGUUUCUUCAUUUGGUCUCUAGUGGAUAGUUCUCUAAUUAACAAUCAUAAUUCAUUCGUCUAAACUCGGCCGAUUCCGUAACGGAUUCUACCGAGGAUUGCCGAAUGAAUCAUAAUUAUCACCUCCUCUUAUUACUUCUGAACUAACGAAGUACUACAGGACGUAUUUCACACUCAAUUAUAUGAUUGUUAUUACUUCUGAACUAACGAAGUACUACAGGCCGUAUUUUACACUCAAUUAUAUGAUUGUUAUUACUUCUGAACUAACUUAGUACUACAGGGCGUAUUUCACACUCAAUUAUAUGAUUGUUAUUACUUCUGAACUAACGAAGUACUACAGGACGUAUUUCACACUCAAUUAUAUGAUUGUUAUUACUUCUGAACUAACUAAGUACUACAGGACGUAUUUCACACUCAAUUAUAUGAUUGUUAUUACUUCUGAACUAACUAAGUACAACAGGACGUAUUUCACACUCAAUUAUAUGAUUGUUAUUACUUCUGAACUAACUAAGUACUACAGGACGUAUUUCACACUCAAUUAUAUGCUUAUUAAAGUUAUAUGUAACGUAAUAUAAUUUGUUUAUAAAUAAUACAUUUGUUGAAUGCGUGAUAGAACUGACAAUAAUAUUGGAAUAAGGUCAGUAAUAUUUCGUGCUAUACAUUUAGUUCUGGUGGUUGUGUUAUUUUAAUUUAUUGUCAUUGUUUUAUUAAGAAAGUGGGUAUACACUGUAUCAGUAAUUAUUAUUCAUAAUUUGUGUUUACGUACAUAAUAAAAAAUGUUUUUAUUCUUGUA
Messenger RNA from Mytilus trossulus (common blue mussel), 2576 nucleotides. RefSeq names its product ceramide-1-phosphate transfer protein-like. The record is from RefSeq and is a predicted model, not a curated record. Bases 132 to 785 code for a protein of 217 amino acids. Gene Ontology annotation, cellular component: cytoplasm. The transcript is spliced from 2 exons. Gene Ontology annotation, molecular function: lipid transfer activity. Gene Ontology annotation, biological process: intermembrane lipid transfer. NCBI's taxonomy places the organism in Eukaryota, Metazoa, Mollusca, Bivalvia, Mytilida, Mytilidae.